UUUGUGACUCCGAUCUCGCAUCUUUUCGCGCUCUGCGUCAUUAAAUAUUGAAGCUCCAUUCUACUCACCUGGGGCUUCAAUACCUUCAAUGGAUGCGGGUCUCUGAUGUCAAUUCACACCAAACUCAUCUCUUUACAAUUUCAGUACCUCUCCUAUUCUACCUAACUUCCACACCCCUCCAUUGAUCGUUCACUACCAUCAUUCACACCACUCCCCUGACAAUGGCACCAGCUUCGAGGGCUGAUAUUCCCGACCCUACAGCUGAUCUCCACUGGUCAGACUUCAAGGGUGCAAUCCACGAGAUAUUUGCCGCAAAUGCACGGAGACAUCCAGACCGGCCAUGUGUGGUUGAGACGGCAACGAGCAAGACUCCCGAGCGCCGCUUCACAUACAAGCAGAUAUUCGAAGCAACAUCGGUCCUAGCACAUCAUUUCGUUCAAAAUGGAAUAGAGAGAGGCGAUGUAGUUAUGAUCUUCGCUCAUCGUGGCGUGGAUCUGGUUGUAGCCAUCAUGGCGGUUUUGGCUGCGGGCGCCACUUUCUCAGUUCUCGAUCCCCUAUACCCUCCGGACCGUCAAUGUAUCUACCUCGAGGUCUCCCAACCCCGUGCGCUCGUCGUCAUCGACAAGGCAACCCAAGAAGCCGGCGAACUGUCCGAACAAGUGCGCAGUUAUAUCUCGCAGAAUCUGAACUUGAAAACAGAAGUACCGGCUUUGCAGCUCAAGGAUGACGGGACAAUUGUUGGCGGUCUCAAGGAUGGCAAGGACGCACUUGACGAACAGCAAAAUUUCAAGACUGAACUCCCCGGUGUGUUGGUCGGACCAGACUCUACUCCUACGCUAUCCUUCACAUCUGGCUCUGAGGGCAAGCCCAAGGGUGUCAAAGGACGCCACUUUUCGCUGACCCACUAUUUCCCAUGGAUGGCGGAGACCUUCGGCCUGUCGGAGAAUGACAAGUUUACAAUGCUCUCUGGUAUUGCGCACGAUCCCAUUCAAAGAGAUAUUUUCACGCCGCUGUUUUUGGGCGCGCAGCUCCUUGUCCCCAGUAAGGAAGACAUCCAGCACGAGAAACUGGCAGAGUGGAUGAGGAGGUAUGGUGCGACAGUGACCCAUCUUACACCAGCCAUGGGCCAGAUUCUUGUAGGAGGUGCUUCUGCGAUCUUCCCGAGCCUUCACCACUCUUUCUUUGUUGGCGACCUGCUUAUCAAGCGAGACUGCAGAAGGUUGCAAGACCUGGCUCCCAACGUUAGGAUAGUCAACAUGUACGGUACGACCGAGACGCAGAGAGCCGUGAGCUACUACGAAGUACCAAGUCGUUCCGAGGCACCGGAUUUCCUGGACAGUCUGGGGGAAGUCAUUCCCGCAGGGCGGGGAAUGAACAACGUCCAGCUGCUUGUGGUGGACCGCGAGGACAGAACCAAAAUAUGCCCUCCUGGGCAGAGCGGCGAGAUAUAUGUACGCGCUGCUGGCCUUGCUGAAGAGUAUCUUGGACUUCCGGAACUUACUGCCACCAAAUUCGUCGAAAACUGGUUCGUAGAUCCCAAGAAAUGGGUUCAGGAAGACAGGAGGAGGGUCGAAGCACAAGGAGCGGCAGAGCCGUGGCGCGAAUUCUACAAAGGGCCCAGGGACAGGAUGUAUCGCUCUGGCGAUCUGGGACACUAUGGACCUGAUGGAAACGUGCAUUGUACCGGCAGAGUCGAUUCGCAAGUCAAGAUCCGUGGCUUCCGUAUCGAGCUUGGAGAGAUCGAUUCUCACUUGGCCGCGCACCCUCUAGUACGUGAGAACGUCACUCUGCUCAAGCGUGAUGCGUAUGAGGAGCCUACCCUAGUCAGCUAUAUUGUCCCAGAGAUGAAGCGAUACUACCAGUGGUUGGAGGAGCGUGGCGCACAAGACCACUCGACAGAUGAGAGUAUGGUCGGCCUGCUCAAGCGCUUCAAAUACCUUCGAGAUGACGUCCGCGAGCACUUGAAGAAGAAGCUUCCUGGAUAUGCGGUGCCUUCAGUCAUUGUUCCCCUCAUUCGAUUUCCUUUGAACCCGAACGGCAAAAUCGACCGGCCAGCUCUUCCCUUCCCCGAACCUCAGCAACUCGCAGCUGCUGGAGCCCGUCGACCCUCCCAGCUUGGAAAGGCCCUCACUGAAACAGAGAAAGCUGUUGCCAAGAUAUGGGCAGAUCUCUUGAGCGAUCGCGGUGUAACGGCUGACAGCAUCAGCGGGAGCGACAGCUUCUUUGACCUCGGAGGUCACAGUAUCAUCGCACAGCAACUGCUCUUGAAGGUGCGGCAGCAAUGGAAAGACAUAGACAUUCCCAUGAGCAUUAUCUUCCAGUAUCCCACGUUAAGAGCGUUCUCCGCGAACAUCGAUCAAAGUUUGGACCCCAUUGGGUUGCGCUUGGAUAGUGCAGAAGCAAUCGAAGAAGAACCGGAAGAUGAGGACUAUUCUGCCGACGCUCGCGAAUUGUCGAGACACUUGACUGACUUCAAGACAAGGGAGCCCUUGAAGCCCGGCCAAGAAGUGCACACUUUCCUAACAGGCGGUACCGGUUUCCUUGGGGCAUACGUUUUGAAAGAUCUGCUGUCCAGACCUGGCAAAGUCACCGCCUUGGUCAGAGCAAAAGAUGCAGAUGCAGCUCUGUCAAGACUUCGAAAUACUUGCCAGGCUUACGGUAUUUGGAAUGAAGAGUGGACAUCGCGCAUCGACGCUGUCGUGGGUGAUCUAGAGAAGCCCGAUUUUGGUCUGCCGGCAGACACAUGGAACGCUCUCGCGGACUCAGUCGACGUGGUGAUACACAACGGCGCGUUGGUGCAUUGGGUCCUGCCCUACUCAAGGCUUCGCGCGCCGAAUGUCCUCAGUACCGUCACUGCUCUCUCGCUCUGCGCAGUUGGCAAGGCGAAGAACUUCGGCCUCGUAAGCUCAACCUCUGUCCUUGACACGGAACACUAUGUCAAGAUCUCUGAAGACUCGCUUGCGUCUGGUGGCACCGGCGUCCCUGAAAGCGAUGACCUCGAAGGCUCACGCAAAGGUUUGGGCACUGGAUACGGUCAGAGCAAGUGGGCUGCCGAAUACCUCACUCGUCAAGCUGGUAGAAGAGGUCUCAAUGGUUGCGUCAUCCGUCCUGGCUAUGUUACAGGUGACCCUCAAUCUGGAAGCACGAUCACGGACGACUUUCUUGUUCGCAUCCUCAAGGGUUGUAUCCAGUUGCGGUCACGUCCCGACAUAACCAACACCAUCAACAUGGUCCCAGUAACCCACGUUUCCCGCGUCGUCGUCGCCUCAUCCUUUAAUCCUCCGGUUGCACCCCUCGGGGUCGCGCAGAUCACCAGCCAUCCACGCAUUACCUUCAACGAAUUCCUCGGCUCCCUGUCUAAGUACGGCUACGACGUGCCACAGGUGCCCUACGCUGAGUGGAAAGCCACGAUGGAGUCGUACGUCGCUGGUACCGGACCCUUCGCUCUCCAAAAAGACAGAGAGCCCCACGCUCUCCUCCCUCUCUACCACUUCGUCACAGGCGAUCUUCCCGGCGACACCAAGGCCCCUGAACUGGACGACAGGAACGCAGCCGAGGCGCUAAAGCAGGAUACGCAGUGGACGGGCCAGGAUUGGAGUGCCGGAGGCGCGGUCACGGAGGACACGGUUGGCGUGUAUCUGUCAUACUUAAUCGCCUUGGGUUUCAUGCCGGCACCCGAGGGCAAAGGGGAGAGAGAGUUGCCGACGUUGGAUAUAAAUGAGGAUGUAAAGGAGGCGAUGAAGCGGGUUGGUGGAAGAGGAGGUGCGAAUUGAGGCGGUGCUGAAGUGGAGUACUUACGUUGGGUGCCUGUGUCGAGCCGUGGUGGGUUGGAAAUGGCGGGCAGUAUCGAUUUCAAGAAGUACAUGUAUCAGGUAUGAAAGUAGAAGGGGGCUAUUGUUUUGUAGAACUAUCUCAUAGAUGAGAAUUGGUGAAAGUUAACUGCUGUAUAUCGCAUUAUUUCUCUAUACCACACUCUCGCUCUAGCAUUUGCGUCUCGGUACCGGCUAUAAGCAUGUAUUGGAAACAUGACAUUAUUCUUUCUGAAAGGGGCUUCAGGGGAAGCGUACAGACGGCUGGUCGGGAUAGGAUGC
Molecule: messenger RNA, 4091 nt
Organism: Westerdykella ornata
Lineage: Eukaryota; Fungi; Ascomycota; Dothideomycetes; Pleosporales; Sporormiaceae
Product: L-aminoadipate-semialdehyde dehydrogenase-like protein large subunit
Exons: 2
Coding region: 222-3773 (1183 amino acids)
Biological process (GO): L-lysine biosynthetic process
Molecular function (GO): L-aminoadipate-semialdehyde dehydrogenase [NAD(P)+] activity
Source: RefSeq, a predicted model, not a curated record